AUGCCCAACCCCGAACAGUGGGCAGACCCCAAGAACGGUGCUUUCAAAAGACAAGUGUCUGCGUUCCGCGAGACGAUCUCGCCGCAACACCCAGUGUUCAAACCGGCCAAGAACCGGUACUGGCUUUACGUGUCGCUAGCGUGUCCCUGGGCGCACCGAACGCUGAUCACACGGGCCCUCAAGGGCUUGACCGCGGUGAUCGGUGUUUCCGUAGUACACUGGCACAUGGAUCCAAAGGGUUGGAAGUUUUUGCCCACGGAGACAGGUGCCGACGAAGAGCGAGACCGUUGCUUUGAACCCGCUGGAGGAGUCGUGUGUGCGCCGCAGUCGCACUCCGCCGUGGGGAUCACCGGUGAAUCGGCGCGUUUGGGCGUCGACGGCACCAUUGACCAUAAUUACCAGUUCACGCGGAUCAGCGAACUCUACUACAAGGCAGACCCAAACUACGCGGCACGGUUCACCGUGCCCGUGCUGUGGGACUUGGAAACGCAGACCAUUGUGAACAACGAGAGCUCCGAAAUCAUCCGGAUCCUCAACAGCGGCGUGUUCGACGAGUUUGCAGACCGCCAGGUACCUCGCAUAGACCUCGUACCCAAAUCUCUGGAACGCGAGAUCGACGAGAUCAACCAGUGGGUGUACGACGCCAUCAACAAUGGCGUCUACAAGGCCGGGUUCGCGGAAAGCCAGCAAGUUUACGAGCACGAGGUCGCCAAUGUCUUCACGCAUUUGGGAAAACUGGACAAGUUGCUUGGGGACAAGUACGAGCAGCUGGUGACCAAGCACGGCGCUGACGCGGCGCUGUCGAAAUUGUUCCUCGUCGGCGACCAACUCACAGAGGCAGACGUGCGCCUGUACCCAACGAUCGUGCGGUUCGACCCCGUCUACGUGCAGCAUUUCAAGUGCAACAUCACCACGAUUCGUCACGGGUACAAGUAUUUGGACCUAUGGCUGCGUAACAUCUACUGGAACAAUCGUGCGUUCCACGCGACGACCAGUUUCGACCAUAUCAAGUUGCACUACACCAAGAGCCAUCCACGCGUCAAUCCGCUUGGAAUCACGCCAUUGGGACCCAAACCCGACAUUUUGCCGCUUUGA
Lachancea mirantina is the source of this 1095-nucleotide messenger RNA. The record is from the annotation of a GenBank genome assembly. NCBI's taxonomy places the organism in Eukaryota, Fungi, Ascomycota, Saccharomycetes, Saccharomycetales, Saccharomycetaceae.